UUUAUCGUUUCAAAUGAAAAAGUCAUAUUUUUUAUGAUAUAUACUCCAUUAUCAUUCAACAAAGCACAAAAUCGGGUUAAUUACAUCACAGUAAGAAACAAUGGCUUCAACAGAGGCCAUAAUUCAAUUCGGCAUCUUAACCCUAACCCUAUCAUUACUCUUCCUCAUGAAUUAUCUCCGCAACCACAAAACCCAAUCCAAAACCCGAACCCGCAACAAAAUCCGCCAACCCGAACCAAACCGUCACCUGAACCAAGCCUCCCGCCACCUGAACCGGGCCCGAUCCACCGCAAACAAAACCCACCACGCCAAAAACGCUCUCUUAGAAGCCGAUCAAGCCCUAGCCAUAACCCCAAGGGAUCCCUCCGUCCACAUUCUCCGCGCCAGAGCACUCUACCUCAUGAACCACCGCACCUCCGCCAUCAAGUCUAUCGACACCGCUCUCUCUCUCCCGGCCGCGAAGUUUCUUCCCCCGGAACAGCGUGCCGAUGUGCUGGUUUUUAGGGCGGAGAUGAAACUUAGGUUGAAUCGGAAGCGGCGAGUUGAAUCGGCGAUGGAGGAUGUUGAAGAAGCGAUUAGAGUGAGUGGUGAAGAAAGUGAUAACUCGGAAGCGUUGUGUUUGUUGGGGAAAUGUUACGAAUGGAAAGAGAUGAGAGAAGAAGCGAUGAAUGUGUAUCGGAAGGUUCUUGAGGUUGAACCGGAUUCGGUUGAGGCUCGCAUUGGGUUGAAACGGUUAGGCCCGUAGGGUUUUUUUUUUUUGGGUUAGCAUGGUUUUUUAUUGCUUAUACUUAACUUAACUAUGCUGUAUUUUUUUAUAUUUUGUAAAUAUUUAUUCUCUAAAAUUUGAUAAGUAUAAUUUUUGCUUCUAUUUUGAAAGAAUUAAAAAUAAUUUUAAAA
This is a messenger RNA of Vicia villosa (hairy vetch), 897 nucleotides long. RefSeq lists its product as uncharacterized. Gene Ontology annotation, molecular function: protein binding. Bases 101 to 745 code for a protein of 214 amino acids. The record is from RefSeq and is a predicted model, not a curated record. NCBI's taxonomy places the organism in Eukaryota, Viridiplantae, Streptophyta, Magnoliopsida, Fabales, Fabaceae. The transcript has a single exon.